Messenger RNA from Protobothrops mucrosquamatus (brown spotted pit viper), 393 nucleotides. It is a transcript of the gene VWC2L, whose product is annotated as von Willebrand factor C domain containing 2 like. Gene Ontology annotation, cellular component: AMPA glutamate receptor complex. Lineage: Eukaryota; Metazoa; Chordata; Lepidosauria; Squamata; Viperidae. Gene Ontology annotation, biological process: negative regulation of BMP signaling pathway. The record is from RefSeq and is a predicted model, not a curated record. The annotation marks the transcript as partial. The transcript has a single exon.
AUGGCUCUUCAUAUUCAUGAAGCCUACAUAUUUCUGUUGCUAAUUCCUUCUUUGGUCACUCCAGCUGCUUUCAAUCAUGAAGACUACCCUGCUGAUGAAGGUGAUCAGAUUUCAAAUAAUGAUAAUAAUCUGAUUUUUGAUGACUAUCGAGGGAAAGGAUGUGUAGAUGACAGUGGUUUUGUAUACAAACUUGGGGAGCGUUUUUUCCCUGGUCAUUCCAACUGUCCAUGUGUUUGUACCGAGGAUGGGCCUGUUUGUGACCAACCAGAAUGCCCCAAAAUCCACCCAAAGUGUACUAAAGUAGAACACAAUGGAUGCUGUCCAGAAUGCAAAGAAGUGAAGAACUUUUGUGAAUACCAUGGGAAAAGUUACAAAAUCCUAGAGGAGUUUAAG